Molecule: messenger RNA, 1635 nt
Organism: Fulvia fulva
Lineage: Eukaryota; Fungi; Ascomycota; Dothideomycetes; Mycosphaerellales; Mycosphaerellaceae
Product: Phenylacetyl-CoA ligase epaB
Exons: 2
Coding region: 1-1635 (544 amino acids)
Biological process (GO): secondary metabolic process
Molecular function (GO): CoA-ligase activity
Source: RefSeq, a predicted model, not a curated record
AUGGACUUCACAUCAAGCAUCUUGAGCCACCCGCCAAAUGAUCUCGAGAGCCCCAUCUUCAUCGAUGCCGACUUUCCCGACCGCACGAUAUGCUGGCGUGAGUACGCUUCGUCGGUGAAGCGCAUAGCUGCAGGACUGCAGAGGCUAGGUCUCGCAGACGGAGACUGCGUGGCCCUUGUCAGUGGCAACGACAUCCACUACCACAUCCUAGGACAUGGUGUGAUAGCUGCCGGUGGUGUGUUCGCUGGUAUCAACGCUGCUGGCAAAGCCGGCGAGAUACAGGCGAGCAUCACGUCCGCAGAUGUCAAAUGGGUGUUCGCAGAGCCCGACCUUCUAGAGCGAGGAGAAACCGCGGCCAGGAAUUACGGUAUCCCGGGGUCGAGGAUUCUGGUCUUCGAUGCGAAGCCCAGUGCGCCUUAUUCUGGUCCCCUUCACAAGUUCAGCGAUCUGCUGCAAUCUAAUGGAAGUGCCUGGAAACCUUAUGCCGGAGCAAAAGAGCCAAAGGACCGACCAUGCUUCCGGAUUCUGACGAGUGGCAGCACUGGGCUGCCAAAAGCUGCGGAAGUCUCGCAUGCGAUUGCCGUCAAUCGGGGGCCCAUGUUCUCUGAUGUCUCCGGAAGUGCUGCUCAUGCCAACCAGAGGAGAUGCUUGCAUGUUGUAGAUAUGCAUCACGUCUCUGGCAUCUCGGUAUCGGGCGCAGCCGCGCUUGGGAAGCAGAUUACUUAUAUCUCCAAGCAAAGAGACGCCGUUUCGACGAUCGAUCUUAUCGAGAAGUUUGAGAUCACGACAAUACUGUUGCACCCUAGACUCAUGGAAGACAUGACUGAGAUUGUUCGGUCAGGCAAGCGAGACCGCGCAGCGCUACGUUCACUCAGGAGCAUGACUGUUGGUGGGAGUGUCGUCAAUGGUCAUACCGCUCUGGCUUUCAAGGCGUUGCUAUCUGAUGGCGCUGUCGUCCAAGCUCCUUACGGCUCGACAGAGGCAGGUGUAGUCACCACCUUGCCAAGCGGCACACCUUUCAUUGCUGAUCAUGUUGGCAAUGUGGCCCCGGAAGCUGAGCUCCUAAUUGCCCACGAAGAGACUCUUGAACCUCUCGGCAAUGACCAAGAUGGCGAAGUCUGUGUGCGGACAAAGUCGAUGUUCUCGGGCUACGUGAACAACAAGGAAGCGACAGAUUCGGCCUUCUUCACCGAUGCCCAAGGCAAAGUCUGGCAUCGCACAGGCGACAAGGGCCACUUCUCUACGAAGCAUCAACAACUCACCGUCACUGGCCGCUUCAAGGAGAACUUCAAAGUCGGGCAAAACGAGGUAUGCCCAGAAGAAGUCGAUUCCGAGCUCAUGAAGCACGAUGCCGUGAAAGACGUCGCUACAACAUCUACAGCUGGUCGGAGAAAGCAAGGUGACUACGAGCCUAUUGCUUACGUGGUCGUGCCUGAUCCGAAGGUUACGGGUCAAGAGCUCGUUGACUUCGUGGCCUCGCGUAUAUCUUCGUACAAGGCGCCUACAGGAGGCGUGGUGUUCUGUGAGCGUAUCCCAAGGACUGCGUUCGGGAAGAUUCAGAGGAGGCAGCUCGAUACGCUGCAGAAGCAGGAGAGAUCGAUUGGGUUUGUGACGUUGGAAGCUGGGUUGCAGUAG